AUGGGCGCUUCAGCAUCUAAAGGCGCAAAAGCCGCUGCCGGCUCCGCAGCUCGUAAAUACCCCUCAAGACCGCCGACAAACACUACAACUACAGCAUCAUCGGCUCCCGCACAGAAUGCUGCGACUGGACCCCGUGUACAUCCUCCGCCACAGGCUACGAGCGAGAAAACAGAAGCUGUACUACAAGAUGCCCGCGACCCAGCCUUUGCCUCCCGCCUGAACAGUCUCGGCGCUGUACAACCGAAUCCGCACUUUUCGUUGUCGUCAACCUCGCAAUUCGAUCCCCGCCGCAACGCCUCGCCUAAUCUUCCGUCGGACACAAUGAUGCAAGAUGCGCCACAGUCGGCGUUUCCUGAUGCAAGGAAUAAUCCUGUGCUACGUGUACUUGAAUCACGACAGCAGAUUGCUGAAGAGGCGGAGGAGGAGCUGAGAGAGGUGGGGAGGAGGGGAUUCCAGGGGAAGCGGUAUGUGGAUGCUGGGGUGAUUACGUUGGCUUUGAUGAGGAGGGAGAAGGGGGAGCCGGAUGAGAGGAUUGAACAGAGUUUGGGGAUUAAGAAGGGGAGGUUAGGGGUGUUGGCCAAGGGGACCGUGGGUGCCGUGGCGUUGGGGUAG
This is a messenger RNA of Bipolaris sorokiniana ND90Pr, 612 nucleotides long. RefSeq lists its product as uncharacterized. Bases 1 to 612 code for a protein of 203 amino acids. NCBI's taxonomy places the organism in Eukaryota, Fungi, Ascomycota, Dothideomycetes, Pleosporales, Pleosporaceae. The record is from RefSeq and is a predicted model, not a curated record. The transcript has 2 exons.